CACGCCAGGCUCCGCCCCGUCGCAGCCGCUGUCCGCACGCCGGUGCUGAUCCACGUAGAGGCCUCUCGUUGCCCCGGUGCGCUUCCGCGGCCGGAGCGAAGAUAGAAGCGCCGAAAGCUCGCAGCCUGGUAGCAGGGCCAGGGCGGCGCCGAGUCCGGCCGAGUCCGGCCCGCGAUGCCUCUCGAAGCCGGCACACUCGCCGCCUCCGUGAAGCAGCCAGGCCCCGGGGCCGCCGAGCUCUGAGGCCGCGCUCGUGCCAUGGCCACAAGGGGAGGAGGACCGGGCCCCGGCUUCCGGCACCGCGCGCUCCGCGGGCUGCUGCUGCUCUGCCUCUGGCUGCCCGGCGGCCGGCCCGGGGAGCCCGCCGCUCCGCCGUCCGGAGUGGAUAGGCUGCUUCAAGACUUUCGCCGGCAGCUACAGCGGGCACGGCCUCGCGAGGAGCUGGAGCCGGAGCUGCUGGGCGGCCCGCGGGAGGAUUGCCCGGGUGCGGGCGCUACGGCGGUCUACCGGGCGGUGCCCGAUACCAUCAUCCGCACCCAGGAUUCCAUCGCGGCGGGGGCCAGCUUCCUGCGCGCACCCGGGAGCGUGCGGGGUUGGCGGCAGUGCGUGGCGGCCUGCUGCUCCGAGCCGAGCUGCUCGGUGGCAGUGGUGCAGCUGCCCCGGGGGCCCAGCGUGCCCGCUCCUAUGCCCGCGCCCCGCUGCUACCUGUUCAACUGCACGGCACGCGGCCGCAGCGUCUGCAAGUUCGCGCCGCUCCGCGGGUACCGCACUUACACCCUCAGUCGCGCCGAGGACGCCGCCGGGAUCCCUCCCAGGCCAGAUGAGGACAAGCCUCCUGUAAGCAAGGCUGGGAAGGAUGUGGUUUUACAUCUGCCCACAGACGGGGUAGUUCUAGAUGGUCGAGAAAGCACGGACGACCACGCCAUUGUCCUUUAUGAGUGGACGCUGCAGCAGGGUGACCCAUCGUCAGUGGACAUGAAGGUGCCUCAGCCAGGAACCCUGAGGCUGUCCCGCCUGAAGGAAGGAGCUUACAUCUUCCAGCUGACUGUGACUGACUCCGUGGGUCAGAGAAGCUCAGAUAACGUCUCUGUGACUGUGCUUCCCAGGCCCUACUCCACGGGAGGAUGCUCCAGUGCCUGCUCGCGCUACCAUUUCUUCUGUGACAGUGGCUGCUGUAUUGACAUCGCCUUGGCUUGUGAUGGCGUGAGGCAGUGUCCUGACGGGUCUGAUGAAGACUUCUGUCAAAACUUGGCUCUUGACCGCAAGUUGGUGACACACACAGUGGCUACUUCUGCCCAGCCAGGAGCCACGGGAUUAAAUGAAGGUGAAGGAGACCCCAAGUUGGAAAAAUCCCAGAGAGCCACUACCCACAACCAGCCAGCUACUGUAUCCCACCCAGAGACGAGGAUCCACUCCACCCAGAAGGCGCCAGAGGGUCAGAUUAAUCCUGUCCAGCCAGGCCAUUUGAGAGAACCUCUUCAAAGCUUACUGGGACUUCAGUCUGAAAAUGAACAAAGGGAACAAGAAAAUCGCUUAGUGCACCCGGCCCCGGAAGCAGGUGCGGUGCUACCUCUGGCAUUAGGUCUGGCCAUCACUGUUUUGUUGCUUCUCAUGGUGACAUGCCGACUCCGACUGGUGAAGCAGAAACUUAAGAAAGCCCGUCCCAUUACAUCUGAGGAGUCUGACUACCUCAUCAAUGGGAUGUAUCUGUAACAAAGUUCCUGAAGCAGCUCGGGGCAAGGAUGGCUAUCCCUCACAAUCUGUUCUUUGGGUUCUAUCAUUAAGAUGUUUUGUUUUAAACUGUGCUAGAAGACAGUGCAAACACAAGCCUUGACUUAUCAUGAAAUCAUUUCCCUGGGAUGUACGAUGUCUUCAAAGGUAGAGAGGAAUUCAUAAGACUGAAGCUUGUUUGCUGAGACAGAAAGUCAGCAUGUGACGAGGUGACAGAUGGAAGUCCUGCCUUUUAUUUGUGAGGUGCCAACUGCUGGCCCCUAUCAGCUUUCUUAUCUUCUGGCUCUCUUCUCUCCACUGAGUUCUCAUGAGCUCUACUUUCUUUUCCUCUGCCAAAUACCUCUGAAAAAGGAUGUUAAAUGAAUUUGCCCUCAGUGAGAUGUUACCAAUGGCAGGUCUGUCUGGAUGUUAUAAGCAUUCUGAAUAGAUCAGUGAUGUCCCACAGGGGAGGAAUAUAGGUUCUCCACCCGGCCCCACCCUAUGCUUCUGACCAGGCCAUGGUGGUAGCUGCCACACCUGGCUGACCUUAGAAGAAUCCCUUUUGGCUAGGGGCAACUGUAGGUGGUUAUGAAAUGAGAGCAAGCUGGCAGCAGAGGAGAGGGGGCUGGCAGGCAAAAGCAAAUAGAACCCCAGCCAUGGGAUACGUAAGGACAAUCUACUCAAUGCUGCUUCAUGGAAUGGAGCGGUGUGGCUGCUUUACAAGUGCACUGGUUCUCAACAUGAGCCUUUCUGAUGAAAAAACGUGCGAAUUAUCAAUCCAAA
Mus caroli (Ryukyu mouse) is the source of this 2493-nucleotide messenger RNA. The record is from RefSeq and is a predicted model, not a curated record. Lineage: Eukaryota; Metazoa; Chordata; Mammalia; Rodentia; Muridae.